AGGACCGGAGCUCAUUGAUGACGCCACCCUCACGUGACAAAGAGUCGACGUGUGCAGAAAUCCGUGUAGUGCGGGCCCUGUUUCCCUGUGGCUGCUCCGUUUUGCUAGAGAAGAAAGAAAGUGCCCCGUAUCCUUUCAGGUACUGGAGGGCUCACCAAGCGAGCAUACCUGUCUGCAGGACUCUUGGUCUUUUGGUUGCUACACAAAUCGAGGUGAGGGAAGAGGGAGGAAAAUUCCCUGGAUCCUUGCAGGUCAGUGUAAGAGUACUAUUGCCUCAGGUUCCUUUGGGUGGGAGGUGGAAGUCUGGAUGACACCAAAGCACAUCCCCGGGGCGCCGCCGCCUCCUCCCCUCCGGAUUAAGGACCGGAGGCCUGUGCAGAUCCUGCUGCUGAAAUGCGGAUUAAUUUGUUUGAAAAGAAAAUAAAAAAUACUCAACAUGCAAAAGUCUUGCGAAGAAAAUGAAGGAAAACCAGAGAAUAUGCCAGAGGCAGAGGAACAUCGAUCAUCAGAAGAUGCACUACAGGAGGGAGAAGAAAAUCCUCAGCCUUCUGAAGAAGGUAUAAACCAGAGAGCAGAAGGCAACCUUAGAGGAGGGCCUGCUCAAACUGGCCAGGAAUUUAAGGAGGACAUUCCAGUUAGGCAUGUGGACCCUGAAGAAAUGAUAAGAGGAGUAGAUGAGUUGGAAAGGCUUAGGGAAGAGAUAAGAAGAGUAAGAAACAAGUUUGUGAUGAUGCAUUGGAAACAAAGACAUUCACGCAGCCGUCCUUAUCCUGUGUGCUUCAGGCCUUGAAUUCUUUUUUGUGUGAUAUUAAAAUCUGGCCCUUGCUUUCUUCCUGGUAGCAUUUUCUGAUGAAUCUUUUACCUUGGUUUUACUUUUAAUUACCUGGUGGUAUUUUAUUUUUGAUGGUUUUCUUGUUACCAGCAUCUCAUUGGAUUUUGAAGUUUGCCCCGUUUUCCUGAUUUAUUUUUCAAUUGGAAAGUUUCACACAUAUGCAUGGAAAUAUGUUCAUUCUGUUAUACAGUGAAACAUGAUAAGUUACAAGCAGCAUAUUUAAUACCAGCUCACAUAUAUAGGAUAAAAUUCCAAAUUGUGUGUGCGUGCACAAUGUACAUACAUACAUACGCAUCUCAGAAACCUAACUGCGCAAAUUUCUUUGUGGUGUGAAGUUUUGUUUUUUUACUUUUUGCUUAUGUGUAUUUUUUUAAUGAACACAUAUCUCACACAAAAAGUUGAGAAUUUUUUUAUAAGUCAAAAAAUAAUUUGCAACCAGCUUAAGGGCAAUGGGGGCACUUAAAUUCUUGAUAAAAGAACUAUAAAAAAGAAAUGUAAAUCUCAAAUUACCUCUGCAUCUCUUAGCCAGAGGAAUAAAACUGGCAAUAUUGAAAGAUA
This is a messenger RNA of Heterocephalus glaber (naked mole-rat), 1390 nucleotides long. NCBI's taxonomy places the organism in Eukaryota, Metazoa, Chordata, Mammalia, Rodentia, Bathyergidae. The record is from RefSeq and is a predicted model, not a curated record.